Messenger RNA from Penicillium riverlandense, 1341 nucleotides. Its product is annotated as ankyrin repeat domain-containing protein. The transcript has a single exon. Lineage: Eukaryota; Fungi; Ascomycota; Eurotiomycetes; Eurotiales; Aspergillaceae. The record is from RefSeq and is a predicted model, not a curated record. The coding region runs from base 1 to 1341 and encodes 446 amino acids. Gene Ontology annotation, molecular function: protein binding.
AUGCUGCUUCGUUUACCAAAUGAACUGCUACAGUGCAUCGCAGGGGAUCUAGAAUUCGCGGAGCAUAUAAAUGCUUUUGCUCGAACAAAUGCCCGUCUUUACAAUCUCAUAAAUCCAUACCUUUAUCGCUACAACGUACAACAACGUGGAAGUUCAGCAUUAUUGUGGGCUGCAAAACAUGGACAAGAGGCAACAACCCAAAAGCUGCUGAAGGAAGGAGCUCAUGUUAAUUCUCUAUCUGAAUCGAACCAGACGCCGCUAACGCUAGCGGCGGCAAACGGCCAUGAGGUGGUGGUGAAGCUACUGCUCGCCACGGAAGAUGUCAAUCUAAACCCCAACGAUAAUUACGGACGGACGCCUCUUAUUUUAGCAGCAGAGAAUGGACAUGAGCCAGUACUCAGGCUGCUGCUCGUCAAGGAAGGCGUCGACCUAGAUUCUAAGGAUUCUCAGGGAGGGACGCCCCUAUCAUUCGCAGCAGAGUCUGGACAUGAGACAGUAGUCAAUCUAUUGCUCGCCACGGAGGGCGUUGACCCAGACUACAAGGGUCAUGAUGGACGGACGCCACUGUCGUUCGCCGCACACGCUGGACAUGAGGCAGUGGUCAGGUUAUUGCUCGCCACGGAGGGCGUCAACCUAGACUCCAAGGAUUCUGGGGGACAGACGCCGCUGUCGUACGCAGCCACGACUGGACGCGGGGCAGUGGUCCAGCUACUUCUCUCCAUGGAGGGUGCCGACCCAGAUUCAAGGGAUUGUUACGGACGGACGCCACUAUCAUUCGCAGCAGAGUCUGGACAUGAGACAGUAGUCAAUCUAUUGCUCGCCACGGAGGGCGUUGACCCAGACUCGAAGGAUCAAUAUGACCGGACCCCGCUGUCAUUCGCGUCUUGUUAUGGAUAUGAGACAGUAGUCAAGCUAUUACUUGCCACGGAGUCUGUUGACCCAGACUCUAAGGAUAAAUACGACCGGACGCCGCUGUCGUUCGCAGCAGGGGGCAGACAUGAAGCACAUGAGGCAGUAGUCAAGCUAUUGCUCGCAACGGAUGAGGUUGACCUAGACUCUAAGGAUCAUGACGGACGUACGCCGCUGUUGUACGCAGCACGGGCUGGACGUGAGGCAGUAGUCAAGCUACUGCUCGCCGCGGAGGGCGUUGACCCCGACUCCAGGGAUCAUCGCGGACGGACGCCGCUGUCGUUCGCAGCACAGGCUGGACAUGAGGCAGUAGUCAAGCUACUGCUCGCCGCGGAGGAUGUUGACCCCGACUCCAGGGAUCAUCGCGGACGGACGCCGCUGUCGUUCGCAGCACAGGCUGGACAUGAGGCAGUAGUCAAGCUACUCCAGUGA